UUAGUUCUUACCCUGUUACACUACCCAGAGGGAGCCAUGGCUGCAGAGAACCCCAUGGAAAGUCUCCAGGAGGAAGCUACAUGUCCCAUUUGUCUGGAGUAUUUUAAGGACCCAGUGAUUACAAACUGUGGGCACAAUUUCUGCCGAGCCUGCAUCAGCCAGUGCUGGGAGGGAUCCGAUACAGCCGCCUCCUGCCCUCAGUGCAGAGAAACUGUGCAAGAGAGAAACCUCAGGCCCAACAGGCAGCUGGCAAACAUGGUAGAAAUUGCCAAUCGGCUGAGUUUACAGGCAUAUGAGGCAGCGAAGGGAGCAGGAGGAGAUGGGGUGUGUGGGGAACACCAGGAAGCUCUGAAACUAUUCUGUAAAGAUGAUGAAACUUCGAUCUGUCUGGUUUGCCAUCUGUCCCAAGCGCACAGAGCUCACACGGUGGUACCCGUAGAGGAAGCUGCCCAGGAGUACAAGGAAAAACUUCAGGCCCAUUUGAAGACUCUGAGGGAAGAGAGAGAAAAGCUGCUGGAAUUAAAAGUGACUGGAGAAGGGAAAAGCUGGGAGUAUCUGAUAGAGACACAAACCGAGAGGCAGAAGAUUGUGUCUGAAUUUCAGCAACUGCAGCAGUUCCUGGAGGAACAAGAGCGACUCCUGCUGGCCCAGCUGGACAAGUUGGACGAGGAGAUUGUGAGGAUCCAGAAUGAAAAUGUCAGUAAACUCUCCGAGCAGAUUUCCCAUCUCAGUGAGCUGAUCAGUGAGCUGGAGGGGAAGUGUCAGAAGCCAGCAAGUGAAUUCCUGCAGGAUGUCAGAAACACCUUGAGCAGAUGUGAGAAGGGGACGUUCCAGCAGCCAGAGGAGAUUUCUCCUGAACUGGAAGAGCGGGUCAAUGGUUACUUCCAGAAAACUAUUGCACUAUUGGAGACUCUGAGGAAGUUCAAAGACGCUCUGCCAUCUGCACUGGAGACAAAAAGAGGGGAACCACUCGGAGCACACAGACAGGUGAAUGUGACUCUGGAUCCAGACACGGCUCAUCCUGACCUCAUCCUGUCUGCGGAUUGGAAAAGUGUGAGAUGGGGAGACACAUGGCAGGAUCUGCCCCGUGACCCUGAGAGAUUUGACACUGCGCUGUGUGUGCUGAGCUGUGAGGGAUUCACCUUGGGGAGACAUUGCUGGGAGGUGGAGGUGGGGGAUGGGGAACGCUGGGCUGUGGGGGUGGCCAGAGAAUCUGUAAGGAGGAAGGGGGUGAUCAGCCUGAGCCCUGAGGAAGGAAUCUGGGCUGUGGAGCGGUGGUGGGGUCAGAUCCGGGCUCUGACCUCCCCUAUAACCCCCCUGCCAUGGCACCGGGCCCCCAGCAGGAUCCGGGUUUGUCUGGAUUGUGACCGGGGGCAGGUGACAUUUAUCAAUGCUGGUGACGAGGCCUCGAUCUUCACUUUCCCGUUGGGCUCCAUCCCUGGGGAGAGAAUCCGACCCUGGCUCUGGGUGGGGCCAGGAUCCCAGCUCAGACUGUGUCCCUGAGACACGGGGGGGGGGGGGGGGCGGGAGUGGGGGGUGGAAUAUCCUACUGGGGGUCCUGAGAUCAGCCUCUCUAGCCUCACACACCCUAGUCUGUAUGAUCUCUGCCUGUGGACUUUCUAUCAUGCCGUCUCUGUGUGACCCUGGAGGUUGCUUUGGGUCUCAACUCCGUGCAGCCUCUGGACUGUCAAGCCAUAGAGAGCAUUCAAGUGAGCGAGGUAGAGAAGCCAAUUUCAUUGCCCUAGAAAAAAAUACUGAUCACGCACUGGCAAGCAUCUCCUUUCCCCCCACCCCCCGGCUGCCUGCUGGGGGUGGGCCCCGCCAAUCAGCUCAUCAGCAUCCCCUCCAGGGCCUCCCACCCACCACCAUCAGCUGUUUACCGGCGGGGAUGGGUGAGGAGGGGCAGGAAGAGGUGGGGCGGGCCUGGGCAAGGCAUGGCCCAGAUGCUGGGAGUGGAAGGGCUGGGAAGCCCCUACCAGGCCAGCCACUGAGACACUGCUCUGCAUCACUGCACGGCAGCUGCCUGAGAAAGCCUGGCUGGGGAGGUGAUUUCUGCUCCCUGCCUGGGUUCGGGUGCCAGAGUUUGGCACCCGAGCCCAGGUAGGGAGCGAAAGCGACCUUCCCAGCCAGACUCUCUCAGGCAGCCACCCCAGCAAGAGGGGCUGGUGUUAAAAGUGGCUCCUUCCUGCUCCUCUCUGGGCUCCUGCCCGCCAGAGACAGCAGCUGAACAUGCUAUGAGGAGGGGCUGAUGCAGUGGGAGGAAAAAGCGCACACCCACACACCCCGCAGGUAGCAUUAGGGCGCCCAGAGCGGGUUCGGGCCCCCGUGAAAUUUUUUUCCCCCACCCCCCAGCAAGGGUGGACCGGCUAAGAGGAGGAGGGAAGCCGGGCCCCGGACCCCCUUCU
Messenger RNA from Trachemys scripta elegans, 2405 nucleotides. Its product is annotated as zinc finger protein RFP-like. The coding region runs from base 37 to 1503 and encodes 488 amino acids. The transcript is spliced from 7 exons. Gene Ontology annotation, molecular function: zinc ion binding; protein binding. The record is from RefSeq and is a predicted model, not a curated record. Lineage: Eukaryota; Metazoa; Chordata; Testudines; Emydidae.